Babesia bovis T2Bo is the source of this 2329-nucleotide messenger RNA. RefSeq names its product eukaryotic translation initiation factor 3 subunit family protein. Gene Ontology annotation, molecular function: translation initiation factor activity; translation initiation factor binding; RNA binding. The record is from RefSeq and is a predicted model, not a curated record. Gene Ontology annotation, cellular component: eukaryotic translation initiation factor 3 complex. Gene Ontology annotation, biological process: translational initiation. NCBI's taxonomy places the organism in Eukaryota, Apicomplexa, Aconoidasida, Piroplasmida, Babesiidae. Bases 71 to 2269 code for a protein of 732 amino acids. The transcript has 3 exons.
GGACGACGCCGUUAUAAAGCUGUAAUCACUGAAGUCUAACUCAUGAUUAACACAUAUUCAUUAUAUCAACAUGGUUGUGAUAAGGGAGUCCGACCUUUCUGCUGAGGAUUUGGCCGAUGGCCUCAUGGAGUGGAUGUCGGACCAUGAUGACAGCAAAGAUGAAGAGGAGAUGGAAAGAUUAGCAUUAAUGGAACAUCCCAUUGAAUUGAGUACUAUAUUUCCAAAUACUAUUAUCGUCACUGGUCUUCCUUUAGUUACUCAGGAGAAGUACGAUAGGCUUAUGGAGAUUUUGAGAAAGAAGUUACUCAAGGAUUUUGAGAAGAAGGGAUAUAAUAUUGGGAAGGAUAUGAAGGUCGACAUGCCUUAUGAUGAGGAUGGUAACACUAGUGGUGUGGCAUUUUUAACAUUUGCAAAUCACAUGGAAGCUGUGAAAGCUCAGAAGCACAUUAACAUGUCCAAGUUUGAUGCAUCGCACACGUUGAAAUCAGCGCUAAUUGACGAUUUUGAGAGAAUAGUCAGUGAUGAGAAUAAGUGUAUGCCAGCUCUGAAUACUUUUGGAUUUACUAGAGAUGACCUUCGUACUUGGUUAUUUGACAGUGACCGUAUGUUAGAUCAAUUUGUGGUUAGAUACGGCGACCACACCGAAAUUAACUGGUUCGAUCCGCUUGAACGUGAACCCAUAUUAGUUUAUAAUGGUGAGCGCGAGCGAGCACAGGGUAAGAGGGUAUGGACCGACCAAAAGGUUGAAUGGAGUCGUAAUGGUUCAUAUCUUGUCUUUUACAGGCGACCUGGUAUUGCUUUAUAUGGUGGCCCUGAUUUUGAGUUAAAGGUGCGUUUUGAACACAGGAACGUUCAAAAGGUGUCAUUUUCACCUGAUGAAGAAUAUUUGCUUACUUGGGAUGGUACUAGUGAUUCUGACAAAUCAGAUAAUUCCGUUUGCAUAUGGCAUGUUAUAACUGGUGAAAAACUAUAUAGUUUCUCAUCACGUGAAAUUUCAACGAUGGGUACUGACGUUUUACGUUUCUUAUGGAACCAUAACGGGAAGUAUAUCGCAAGGCUCAACCCAUCGACGGACGGUAAUGAGAUUCUCGUAUAUCAGCUACCUGAGAUGGAGCUCAUACGAGAUGCCGAGGGUAAGCCAGCGCCUCUAAAGUACGCUGCUGAGAGAUUUGAUUGGUCUCCAACAGAUGACAUUCUUUCUGUACUUAUACCGGGGACUCUAGACACUCCAGCGCGUCUUGUAUUGAUUGAUAUUCCCAGUCGCCGUGAGUUGAGUGCUAGAAACGUUUACAAUGUUUGCCAAUCAUCAAUGCAUUGGCAUCCGAGGGGUGAAUGCUUCUGCCUCAUGACUACCAUAUAUAGGAAGACGGGUAAGAAGGGACGCAAGAACUUUUAUCAAUUAGAUCUAUUCCGACUGCGUGAAAAGUACAUUCCUGUGGACACUAUCAAGAUAGAGGAUGCCACUGUGAAAAACCUGUACUGGGAAGAGGGUGGAAACAAACGUUUCGCAUUGGUUGUUAAGGACGAGGAGAUGAGCAUGUGUUCGAUUAAAUUCUACCGUGUAUCUGAUGAAGGCACUGCUAGGGAUACUGUAUGCGUUGCCACUUAUGACCUUCAGUCACAGAUGAAUAAGAUUCUGUGGUCACCUACCGGUAACUAUUUCGUCCUAGGUUCACUGAGCGGGGAAGGAACACUUUUAUUUUGUAUGCUCAGUAACAAUGACAAGUUGGAAAUCUUGUACAAGGACGAGCACUUCAUGAUGAACGCGAUGAAGUGGAGCCCUUGCGGUCGUUAUUUGGCAACAAGCGUUUGUGUUCCCAUGCCAUCACAGAACCUUGUGCCGAGCACUGAUACCUUCAGAUACUCAGCUGAAGCUGGUUUCUGUAUAUGGACUUUCCAAGGAAGGAGAUUAUACAUGGCACGCCGUGAAAACUUUUACAGCUUUGAGUUCAGGCCUACGCCUCCACCUAUGUUGGAUAAGGCCGUGAUUGAGCACAUUAAGAAAAAUCUAGAUGAAUACAGUCGUAGAUACGACAUUGUUGAUGAGAAGGCUCGUGAAGAAUACGAAAAGCAGUAUAAGGCCAAACGCCAAGUUGCCGAAGAAGCAUUCAUUGCACUUGCGGCUAAACUCAUGGACUACCUAUCUAAGCAGGAACGCUUCAACGAUUUCAAACGUGGUUACGACGAAUUUUUCGACGAGAGUAAUUGGGAGGUGUCCUAUGACAUAUUCGAGGAGGUUCUUGAGGUCAAGGAGGAGAUCCUUGAUUAAUGGGCAAACUUUUGUAUUACCCAUUCAUCCAUAAACUUUUGUAGCCGAUGAGCUGGGGCU